AUGGCUCCCUCCGUCUCCGAAAUCGUUCACCACGAAUCGCCCGUCCCAACUAACAACCCCAAGAAAUGGCACCGCGUCGACCUAAGCAACAAAUACCCUCCCAACUCCAACCUCGAGGAACGUCUCGAGCAACACCAGCCUUUCGAACACGUCGACCCAGGCUCCCGGGCUGACCCCACCCUCCCCCGUCUCUUGAGCCCUAACACAAAGGUCAAACACCUCUCCCCCUACAUCGGCACCGAACUCUCCGGCAUCCAACUCUCCCAGCUCACCAAAGAAGGCUUGGAUGAGCUCGGAUUAUUCGUUGCCCAGCGUAAACUCGUGAUCUUCCGAGAGCAAGACUUUCAGGAUCUUCCUCCCGAGAAGCAAGUCGCUAUCGCUGCUAACGGAGUAUCGUUGACGCUCGAGGGAUUUACCCAAAGCCACUUCGGCGUCCCCCACUUGCACGCUACACUCCCCAACAUCGAGGGUCACCCAGCCUACGUCAACCUCCUCCGCCAACCAGGCAAACGCAACAUCAACGACUACUUCAUCGACACCUUCCUCUCGUACGCAUUCUGGCACUCCGACGUCUCCUACGAACCCCAACCACCCUCUACAACCUUCUUCUGGCCCCUCGACCAACCCACCGUCGGCGGCGACACACUCUUCCUCUCCACGACCGAAGCGUACAACCGCUUGUCGCCCGAAUUCCAGAAGAGGUUGGUAGGACUGAAAGCGCUGCAUUCAGGUGUGGCUCAGGUUGAAGAGUCGAGGAGGAGUGGAGGGGCGGUGAGGAAGGAACCGGUGGAAGCUGUUCAUCCUGUUAUACGAGUCCACCCUGUCACGGGUGAGAAGAGCAUCUUUGUGAACCCGGCAUUUACCAGACAUAUUGUGGGGUUGAAGAAGGAAGAGUCGGAUGCGCUGUUGAAGUUCUUGUAUGAUCAUAUUGCGAAGGGUGCGGAUUUCCAAGUCAGGGCGAGGCAUGAGCCCGGGAGCGUGAUCAUCUGGGAUAACCGAGUCACGAACCAUUCGGCUGUUCCUGACUAUGGCAAGGAUGUUCGAAGGCACAACUUGAGGCUGACCCCUCUUGGCGAAGUUCCUAUUCCUGCUCAGUAA
Messenger RNA from Coprinopsis cinerea okayama7#130, 1098 nucleotides. RefSeq names its product alpha-ketoglutarate-dependent taurine dioxygenase. Lineage: Eukaryota; Fungi; Basidiomycota; Agaricomycetes; Agaricales; Psathyrellaceae. Gene Ontology annotation, cellular component: cytoplasm. The record is from RefSeq and is a predicted model, not a curated record. The transcript has 5 exons. Gene Ontology annotation, molecular function: 2-oxoglutarate-dependent dioxygenase activity. The coding region runs from base 1 to 1098 and encodes 365 amino acids.